GAGACAGCACUGCCAUUCAGAGGAGAGACUGCGUGGAUGUGCACUUGUAUAGCCUACAUGUAUAGGAAGUACCAUUUAGCAGACACUGUUAUCCAGAGAGAGUUAGAGGAGCAAUUAGGUUUAAGUGCCUUGCUCAAGAGCACAUUUACAGAUUUUUUUACCUUGUCGGCUCGGGGAUUCAACACAGCGAACUUUCGGUUACUGGCCCAACGCUCUUAACCACUAUGCUACCUGCGGCAUGUAUUAGUAUGUGCAGCAUGAUUGGUGUGUAUGUGGCCUGUGUGUGGGUGUAGUAGGUCUGUGUAUGUUUAUAGGAGGUCUGUGUGUAUAAGAAGAUAGUGUGUGUGGAGAAGGUGGUGUGUAGGCAGUAAGUGUGUGUGUGUGUGUGUGUGUGUGCGCAUUGACUGUCAGUCAAUCAGUUGGUGAACUUUAACCACACGCUGCCCUCCCUGUGGUUGUCAUGGAAGGCGGUGGCGAGUUGGUGAUUCGGUUACCGGGACGAUCCCAUUCCCCGGACAACAACGGCAACAGUAACUUUGGGUUAGGCGAGUUUGGCCAGACAAUGGUGUUAAGGCACAAAGAGGUUCACCACUUCUUCUUGGCCCCCUUCAGGGAGCAGCCGAUCUACAGCACGCGGGCCCAUGCGUUCCAGAUUGACCCCAACACCAAGAAGAACUGGGUGCCCACCAGUAAACACGCUGUCACUGUGUCCUACUUCUAUGACAGCACCCGCAACGUUUACCGCAUCAUCAGCCUCGACGGCACCAAGGCGAUAAUCAACAGCACCAUCAGCCCCAACAUGACCUUCACAAAGACGUCUCAGAAGUUUGGCCAGUGGGCCGACAGCAGAGCUAAUACUGUUUAUGGCUUGGGCUUCUCUACUGAACACCACCUGACCAAGUUUGCAGAGAAGUUUUCAGAGUAUAAGGAGGCAGCACGUCAGGCCAAGGGAAAAAGUCAAGAUGGAAAGAUGGAACUAGCCACCUCUCCCUCUCAGGAGUCGCCAGCAGGUGAACUCUCUUCACCUCUGACUCCUGUGACUCCUCCCGCCAUGGACAACAUCAACGGGACAGAUGACCCCUGUGACAUCACACCCGAGCCCCGUCCUGAACCGUCUCAGAAUGCACUGGCUUUCACACACAGCCCCUCCAUCAAUAAGCACUGGGAGGCAGAGCUAUCAGCUCUAAAAGGGAACAAUGCUAAGCUAACAGCCACUCUGCUGGAGUCCACGGCUAACGUAAAACAGUGGAAACAACAACUGGCUGCCUACCAGGAGGAGGCCGAGAGACUCCACAAACGGGUGACUGAGCUAGAGUGCCAGAACACCCAGACCCCUGUGAUCAAAUCCCAGAAGACGGAGCUAAACCAGACCAUUGAGGAACUGGAAAGCACUCUGAAGGAUAAAGAAGAGGAAAUGGAGCGGUUGAAAGAGGAAGUGGAGAACGCUAACGAGCUGCUAGAGCAGAGACACUCCUUGACACAGAAACUACAGGAGACGGAGUUGCAUGGGCGAGUGUUAGAGGAGCAGCUCCUGGGAGCUGAGCAGCGAUUGGAAGAAAGUCAGGAAGAGCAGGAGAACUUCAGGAAGAGCCUAAGGACCCUACUGGAGAUGCUGGAUGGGAAGAUAUUUGAGCUGACAGAGCUCAGGGACAGCUUGGCCAAGCUCAUAGAGGGCAGCUAGUUAAUCACACACCACCUACCACUGGCCAACACACUGAAUUACACAUAGACACACUGACCCCUACUGGCAGAGUCAGAGAACUAACCACACAGAUACACCACAUGAUUGACAUGGCUCCUAUAGAGCUCACUGGCUCACAGCGCCCCUUAAUGUUAGACAUACAGAACAGCACUCUCACCUUCUGCCAGACCCAUAGAACAAUAAUAUACACUGCUGCCAGACCCACACAACAACAUAACCCAGUGCUGAUGACAUAGAACAGCACCCCUUAUUGGCUCCUAGGUGUAUUGUAACUGCACCCUCUCCUUCCAAAAUAACCUCCUGCAGCUGCUGCCACACUGCCCUCAGCUGUUGAACACACAGAACAGGUGCCCCAUGCGGACUCUCUGAACAUAUGUCUGAGCAACGACAUCCUUUGCAGACUGACAGAACAGCAACCCUUUCUGGUAGACUCACAGGAAUACGGCUUUACAGUUAAUUCACAUACAGUAUUCAGUAUCUGGCCCAUGCAGAAAUAAAACCCACAAAUCUAAUGUUGCCAGCACCAUAUUACAACACGCUGAGCUAUUGAAAAUCACAGAACUACAGGAGAGCCCUAAAUCAACCACUGAAACCCACAGAGCAGAAGCAGGAGUCAUGUCCAACACACAAACACACACCUUGGCCUAGGAUUUACAAAGGCUGCUGUAAAUUGGAGUACUGUUUACAUUGAUGUUCAAGUCUUCAUGAGUAUGACUGAACCUUCGCAAUAUGAAAAUAGUAUAGUAUACUAUGACAAGAGAAUCUUCCAGAAGCAUUGGUCAUGCUUUAUUUAGAACUCCAGGUUGCAUAGCGCUUAAGAGCAUUAGGCUAGUAACCGAAAGGUUAUUGGUUAGAAUCCCUGAGCCGGCAAGGUGGAAAUAUCUGCUGUUCUGUCCUUGAGCAAGGCAGUUAAGCCCCAACAACAACUGCUCCCUGGGCGCAGAUGAAGCCAAUUAAGGCAGCCCCAGCACCUCUCUGUUUUAGAGGUUGGGAAACUGACUCUUGACUGGGAAAUUUCUUUAUGGUUUAUUCCUCACUUCUUAUUCCACCAGCCCAACUGGUUGAUUUCUCACUUCUUAUUCCACCAGCCCAACCCCAGAGACCUGGGGAAUGUUCCCUCUAAACUGCACGCACUUCCUCCAGGACUGCAGCACAGAAGAAAUGCCAUGCUGUGCUCAGAGAUGCAAGAGAUGGAAAUUCACUGAGUUUGCCCUAUAUAGAUCAACGUCUUUCCUGUGAUUCAAUCAACAUUAUAUCACACCCUUUUCAAUGCAACAAAACAAAUCAAACUCUGCAAGAUUAAGUCUGUGAUUGUGUUGUAGGCAAGGCCAGUGCACAACAGAGUAUAAUUAUAUUGUCUGGGGUAGCCCACAAGCAUCUUUCAAUCACCAAGUGAAUGCGCUUUUCAGAUUAUUUCAGAUCAGAGUGCAGAGCUGUGCAAGUGCACAUUUGUUGAUAUUCUUUGAUAGUUAGUUAGUUAUUAGACCAGUUACAGAUAAGUAUAGGUCAGCAAUGGGGAGUUACUGCUUCCAACAAGAGCACAAACCUUGUAGGCUACAUUUCAAGCACUUGUUGAAAGGCAAGUCAGAUAAGAAGCUUUUGUCUUAAUUAAAGGGGCAAUGUAUUUUGAGUCAGGCUUGAAUAUGCAAAUAAGCCAAUAGACAGAGGGGUAGCCUAUAUUGUCUAAUUCUCUGUAUGGUAAUAGUAAUUCUAUUUUGUGAAAUGGUUUCUUCCAUCAUACAACACAAUGCAAUCACCUUUUUGGCCCAUGGUGUUACAGACCAAGUAAAAAAUUAUUGAUUAAUGUCAAUGUAAAAACGUUUUUAAAAGCCUCAUGAAGUGUAGGCCUGCAUUGAACAACACAUAUAGGCUACUGUAGCGCAUAGAAAACAAAAGCUAUUUCCAUGUGAAAAUGUUAUGGGAUUUGCUCCAUUGGUUGUGUUGGUAGGCCUACCAUUAAGUUCAAAUAG
This is a messenger RNA of Oncorhynchus nerka (sockeye salmon), 3672 nucleotides long. RefSeq names its product homer scaffold protein 1b (gene homer1b). The transcript has 8 exons. The record is from RefSeq and is a predicted model, not a curated record. Gene Ontology annotation, biological process: regulation of store-operated calcium entry; G protein-coupled glutamate receptor signaling pathway. Gene Ontology annotation, cellular component: cytoplasm; plasma membrane; dendrite. Gene Ontology annotation, molecular function: G protein-coupled glutamate receptor binding. NCBI's taxonomy places the organism in Eukaryota, Metazoa, Chordata, Actinopteri, Salmoniformes, Salmonidae. The coding region runs from base 461 to 1681 and encodes 406 amino acids.